Rhizopus microsporus ATCC 52813 is the source of this 281-nucleotide messenger RNA. RefSeq lists its product as uncharacterized. The transcript has a single exon. The coding region runs from base 26 to 196 and encodes 56 amino acids. Lineage: Eukaryota; Fungi; Mucoromycota; Mucoromycetes; Mucorales; Rhizopodaceae. The record is from RefSeq and is a predicted model, not a curated record.
CUUUCUUUUUCUUUAAAAAAAGACAAUGAAAUUACAAGCUUCAUACUUUAUCAUUCUCAUUUCUUUAGUAGUCAUGGGCUAUUCAAUACCUACUAUCCAUUCGUUAUCAGAAUCAAUUAAACAACAAAUCACUGCACAAGGGGAAAAGAAUAGACACCUUUUGAUCGGCAACAUACCUAAUAUCCAUCAAGCAUGAUGAUUUUCGAAACUAUAAUAUAAAAAACAAAGAACAUAUGUGUCUUUCAUAGAAAUAAAUAUAUUGUCUCUUCUCAAAGUCGAAC